AUGAGGGCUUCCCCGGUUGCUCUACUUAUUGUAUACUAUAUACCCAUUGUUUCAGCCAAUGCAUAUUGGGAUGCAUACGCGACUCGUAUCGACAGCACACGCUCUAACCAAGGAGCCCUAACAACAACCUUCACACCACCUUCAUCAUGCUUCACACCCACAACACAAGCAUACUAUGGAUACCCGUCAAUGAUCAUAGGGUGCCCCGGUCCUGGCAGAAAUAAUUGCUGCCCACCAGACUGGAAUUGGAACGUUUAUUUCAGUCCCGGGGUGUGUCCAUCCGGCUACAAAGCCUGUACACUACCAACUACGACCCAGCGAAAGGAGACCACAGAGAUUUGUUGUCCAAGUAACUAUGCUUGCAGCGGCCAAGACUGGUGUGUCAGUUCUCUUGAGACUAUCUCGACAAUGACGUAUACGGAUAGUACGCUUUCAACCGAGUCUCCUGCUUACGCUAUAACGGCAACACCUAUACAAAUUCGGUACAAGGCGGCUCAGUCCACGAUUAUUCCCAUUGCAACCCCUUCUUUUGAUUUGCCUAUGCCAAAGCAUGAGCUUGACACGCGGGAGAAGGUUGGAAUUGGGAUUGGGGUUCCUGUUGCAGUGGGACUUUUGGGAGCUGUGCUAUUUUUCGGUUGGAGGCGCUGGCGAGAGAAGGGGACUAAGAAGGGGGUUAUAGAAGGUCCUAUGGGCAUUGGGAGUGAUUUGGAGAGGGAAUGGGGAGGGGAGCACGAAAGAGCAAGACAAAUAGAAAGGGAGAGAGAGAUUGAGAGGGCAAAAGGGGUGGAAAGAGAAGUGGCUAGUGGAACUCAGAGAACAAAUGAUGUUGAAACGGCGAGUCAACGAGCGAUGGAGAUGGAGAGGGCGCAGAGGGAGUUGGAUAAUGAGAGAGAUCCACCCCCGGCUUAUAAUAGAUAG
Molecule: messenger RNA, 918 nt
Organism: Penicillium angulare
Lineage: Eukaryota; Fungi; Ascomycota; Eurotiomycetes; Eurotiales; Aspergillaceae
Exons: 2
Coding region: 1-918 (305 amino acids)
Source: RefSeq, a predicted model, not a curated record